Messenger RNA from Ceratina calcarata, 1312 nucleotides. Its product is annotated as leucine-rich repeat-containing protein 59. NCBI's taxonomy places the organism in Eukaryota, Metazoa, Arthropoda, Insecta, Hymenoptera, Apidae. Bases 246 to 1196 code for a protein of 316 amino acids. The transcript is spliced from 7 exons. Gene Ontology annotation, molecular function: protein binding. Gene Ontology annotation, cellular component: cytoplasm. The record is from RefSeq and is a predicted model, not a curated record.
CAACAAGUUUUACCAACAGACGUGCAGUCCGCAAAGUUGCUAAAUUGUUCGACAGAUUUUGAAAAUUAAUAAUAUUCGUGACCGUUUGAUAUUUGUGCUCGGCUAUCACAUGAAAUACUUGUGUUAUCGCAUUGUCCUUUGAUGUAUACGUUUCAUUUAUCUUAAACAUAUUGCUGCAAUUGGUGGUGAAAGGUGACGCCGAACACGACACGUUUUAAGAAUUUCACACUUUUUGCACUAUCGAAAUGCAUUUAAAAGGUGUUAAGAAUAGACUGAAAGAUGAAACGCUGGACCUUAGCUUGUGUGACCUGAAAGAAGUGCCUGUUCGAGAAAUUGCAACUAUCAAGAAAGCGACACACUUGGAUUUAUCCAGUAAUCUUUUGACUUCUUUACCAGUGAAUUUCGUACAACUUAAGCAGAUCGUUAAACUGGAUCUCAGUAGAAACAUGUUAACAGAGAUACCUGUUAAUUUUGGAGAAUUGAGACAAUUAAAACAUUUAGACCUUUAUGGGAAUCAAAUAAGUAGAUUGCCACUUAGUUUAAGUGAAUUAAAGAAUUUGAGAUGGUUGGAUUUAAAAGAGAACCCUCUGACUCCUGCUGUGGCCAGCGUUGCUGGUCCUUGUAGCAAUUCGAGCGAGUGUCAAGCAUGUGCUCAUAAUAUUGUUGCCUAUUUGUCGCAAGUGAAAGUUAUGAUGGAAGAAGUAGGGGAAAAACUGCGAAAACUAAAUACAGCGGACACAGAAAAGAACAGCACGGCAAAGAAGGGGGGUAAAAAAAAGAAAAAGAAAGUAGCAGAUAAGAAACAAGAUUUAGAUAGCGAUAUUACUAAUUCUCAGAAUGAAGAGUUCCACGAAAGUGAACCUCCGACGGAACCUUCGACGUUAAAUAAUAAUCAUCAAGAUAAUAAUGAACAAGCAUCUAGAGGGAGUGGAUAUCGAUUCCUCACACUUCUUGCAUGGUCUCUUUUCUUCGGCCUUUUAUUUAUACUGAUAAUCGUGAUUCUUCCUCUAUAUGUGAAAGAGGCAGAAUCGUUCGUGAAUUACAUCGAAGCCAACACGGGUGUGCGUUUGAAGGAUUUUCGAAAGCACAGUAUAGAUACGUUCGACGCUUUGAAGCAGGCUGCAAAUAACGUCUACAACGAUUUGUAUCGCGCCUACGACAGAAGUUUUAAAACAGAGACGGACAUUCCAAGAUAAGCAUCCCAGGAGGAGCAACAAGGAGGAUACACAUUCAGGGCUAUUAAAGGUAACGAAUAUAAAUCAUGUUUACAGAUCAUUAUUUAUUUCGAAAAAUAAAAGAUUCUUACAAUAUA